Molecule: messenger RNA, 1540 nt
Organism: Elephantulus edwardii (Cape elephant shrew)
Lineage: Eukaryota; Metazoa; Chordata; Mammalia; Macroscelidea; Macroscelididae
Gene: CDK5RAP3
Product: CDK5 regulatory subunit associated protein 3
Exons: 14
Coding region: 23-1540 (505 amino acids)
Biological process (GO): regulation of cyclin-dependent protein serine/threonine kinase activity; regulation of mitotic cell cycle
Cellular component (GO): endomembrane system
Source: RefSeq, a predicted model, not a curated record
CGGAAGCGGAAGUAGAAGAAAGAUGCAGGACCAUCAACAUGUGCCCAUCGACAUCCAGACCAGCAAGCUGCUCGACUGGCUGGUGGACAGAAGGCACUGCAACUUGAAAUGGCAGAGCCUGGUGCUGACCAUCCGGGAGAAGAUCAAUGCUGCCAUCCAGGACAUGCCAGAGAAUGAAGAGAUUGCCCAGCUGCUCUCGGGUUCCUACAUUCACUACUUCCACUGCCUAAGAAUCGUGGACCUUCUCAAGGGCACUGAGGCCUCCACGAAAAAUAUUUUUGGCCGAUACUCUUCACAGCGCAUGAAGGACUGGCAGGAGAUUGUAGCUCUGUACGAGAAGGACAACACCUACUUAGUGGAGCUCUCUAGCCUCCUGGUGAGGAACGUCAACUAUGAGAUCCCCUCGCUGAAGAAGCAGAUUGCCAAGUGCCAGCAACUCCAGCAAGAGUACAGCCGCAAAGAGGAGGAGGGCCAGGCGGGGGCCGCCGAGAUGCGGGAGCAGUUCUUCCACUCCUGCAAGCAGUACGGUAUCACGGGAGACAACGUCCGAAGAGAACUUCUGGCCCUGGUGAAGGAUCUGCCGAGUCAGCUGGCUGAUACUGGGUCAGGGGCCCAGUGCCUGGGGGAAGCCAUUGACUUAUACCAGGCCUGUGUGGACUUUGUGUGUGAAAGCCCCACAGAGCAGGUGUUGCCAAUGCUGAGAUUCGUGCAGAAGAAAGGAAACUCGACCGUGUAUGAGUGGAGGACCGGGGCGGAGCCAUCUGUGGUGGAGCGGCCACACCUUGAGGCACCCCCUGAGCCGGUGGAGGAAGACGCGAUUGACUGGGGUGACUUUGGGGCAGAGGCGGCUUCUGAAGGAAUUGACUAUGGCAUCUCUGCUGACGCUGCUGGAAUUGACUGGGACAUCUCAUUGGACUCAGACUCAAAGGAAGCAGGAGGUGAUGGCAUUGACUGGGGAGACGAGGCUGAGACUUUGCAGAUCACAGUGCUGGAAGCCGGAACCGAGGCUCCAGAAGGUGUUGCUAGAGGCUCCGAUGCUCUGACUCUCCUUGAGUACCCCGAGACCCGGAACCAGUUCAUUGAUGAGCUCAUGGAGCUUGAGAUCUUCCUGUCCCAGAGAGCAGUGGAGAUGAGUGAAGAGGCAGACAUCUUGUCGGUGAGCCAGUUCCAGCUGGCUCCAGCCAUCCUGCAGGGCCAGACCAAGGUGAAGAUGGUUACCAUGGUGUCCAUACUGCAGGAUCUGAUUGGCCAGCUCACCAAUCUUCGAAUGCAACACCUGUUUAUGAUCUUAGCCUCCCCAAGGUAUGUGGACCGAGUGACUGAAUUCCUCCAGCAAAAGCUGAAGCAGUCCCAGCUCCUGGCCUUGAAGAAAGAGCUGAUGGUACAGAAGCAGCAGGAAGCACUUCAGGAGCAGGCGACCUUGGAGCCCAAGCUGGACCUGCUGUUAGAGAAAACCAGGGAGCUGCAGAAGCUGAUUGAAGCUGACAUCUCCAAGAGGUACAGUGGGCGUCCCGUGAACCUGAUGGGAACCUCUCUGUGA